AUGUCGCAGAGACUGCAAAUUCGAAACAAAUGUAUUAAAAGCCUACUUAUGGCUUACUCCCAGUGCGCAAACAAAGUAGAUGAUGAAGAUUAUGAAGAUACAGUGUUAAAUAAAACAUGGGUCCUGGCACCAAGAGUUCAUGAAAGUGAUGUCACCAAUAUUCUGAAUGACUUAUUGAAAGGAUAUGACAACAAACUUAGACCAGAUAUAGGAGUGAGGCCAACAAUGAUUGAAAGUGACGUCUACGUGAACAGCAUUGGCCCAGUUGAUGCGAUCAAUAUGGAAUAUACCAUUGACAUAUUUUUUGCGCAAUCUUGGUAUGAUAGCAGACUGAAAUUUAAUGGUACAAUGAAGGUUCUCCUGCUAAAUAGUAACAUGGUUGGCAAAAUCUGGAUCCCGGACACAUUUUUCCGAAAUUCCAAGAAGUCGGAUGCUCACUGGAUAACAACUCCCAAUCGAUUGCUACGAAUCGGGAAUGAUGGAAAAAUACUGUAUACGCUAAGGUUAACCAUCAAUGCGGAAUGCUAUCUUCAGCUUCAUGACUUUCCUAUGGAUCAUCAUUCCUGUCCCCUGGAAUUCUCAAGCUAUGGAUACCCAAAAAAUGAAAUUGUGUAUCGCUGGAAGAAAGAUCCAGUUGAAAUUGCUCAUCAAAAGCAUUGGCGACUUUAUCAAUUUGCAUUUGAUGGAUUCAGGAACACAACUGAUGUAAUGCACACCCAGUCCGGAGAUUAUGUCAUAAUGACAAUAUUCUUUGAUCUAAGUAGAAGAAUGGGGUACUUCACAAUUCAGACCUACAUACCUUGCUCACUUACAGUUGUCCUGUCAUGGGUUUCGUUCUGGAUUAAUAAAGAUGCUGUACCAGCGAGAACAUCAUUAGGUAUUACAACAGUUCUAACUAUGACGACACUCAGUACAAUUUCCCGGAAAUCGCUGCCAAAGGUGUCCUACAUCACUGCCAUGGAUCUCUUUGUAUCUGUUUGUUUCCUUUUUGUCUUCGCUGCUCUCAUGGAGUAUGGGACCCUGCAUUAUUUUGUCAGCAACAGAAAUAACAGCAAAAAAAAGAAGCAGAAAUCCAAACCAGCUAUCUGGGUGUUCAGGUCCAUUAAAUCACCUGUUAUUAAAGUCCGUCCAGGAUCAACAUUAAUUCAGGUGAACAACAUUGCACACCUACAAGAACGGGAUGAUUAUGGUUACGAAUGUUUGGAUGGGAAAGACUGUAAGAGCUUCUUCUGCUGUUUCGAGGAGUGUCGUACAGGCGCAUGGAGGCAGGGUCAAAUACAUAUCCGUAUAACCAAAAUUGAUUCCUACUCUAGAAUCUUCUUCCCGACAGCAUUUGGUCUGUUCAAUCUGGUUUAUUGGAUCGCAUACCUUUACCUAUAA
Molecule: messenger RNA, 1380 nt
Organism: Rhincodon typus (whale shark)
Lineage: Eukaryota; Metazoa; Chordata; Chondrichthyes; Orectolobiformes; Rhincodontidae
Gene: gabrg1
Product: gamma-aminobutyric acid type A receptor subunit gamma1
Exons: 11
Coding region: 1-1380 (459 amino acids)
Biological process (GO): chloride transport; nervous system process; regulation of postsynaptic membrane potential
Cellular component (GO): postsynapse; dendrite membrane; synapse
Molecular function (GO): benzodiazepine receptor activity; transmitter-gated monoatomic ion channel activity involved in regulation of postsynaptic membrane potential; inhibitory extracellular ligand-gated monoatomic ion channel activity
Source: RefSeq, a predicted model, not a curated record